Messenger RNA from Choloepus didactylus (southern two-toed sloth), 3672 nucleotides. RefSeq names its product t-complex 11 like 2 (gene TCP11L2). The record is from RefSeq and is a predicted model, not a curated record. The transcript is spliced from 10 exons. Bases 202 to 1761 code for a protein of 519 amino acids. Lineage: Eukaryota; Metazoa; Chordata; Mammalia; Pilosa; Megalonychidae. Gene Ontology annotation, biological process: signal transduction.
GGGGGGUGCUAGAGCUGGUGAGUUUUUGUGGUGGUUGUGCUGUCGGUGAGGGGACAACCCAGAGCCACGCCCCGACCCGAGGUCCCUCAGUCGCCUUUUUCCUCGCCUAUCUCUGCGCCGGACCUGGUGCGUACCUAUCCCCGGAGAGGGGAUCGCCGGCUCGGAGGUGCUAUCUCUUUAUCCACACUCAGAUAAAACAAAAUGCCCUUCAAUGACGAGAAGCAGUGUGUGGGUGAGGACCAGCAGAGCGAUUCAGACUCUUCCCGGUUUUCCGAAAGCAUGGCUUCGCUCAGUGACUAUGAGUGCUCCAGGCAGAGCUUUACCAGCGACUCCUCCAGCAAAUCCAGCUCUCCUGCUUCAACAAGCCCUCCCAGGGUUGUAACAUUUGACGAAGUGAUGGCUGCCACAAGGAACUUAUCAAAUAUGACUCUUGCUCACGAAAUUGCUGUAAACGAGAACUUUCAGUUGAAACAAGAUGCCUUCCCUGAGAACAGUUUGGCUGGUCGAGUGAAGCACAUUGUUCACCAGGCCUUCUGGGACGUCUUGGAGUCAGAGCUAAAUGCAGAGCCUCCUGAGUAUGAACAUGCCAUCAAACUGUUUGAAGAAAUCAGAGAGAUUCUUCUCUCCUUUUUGACGCCUGGUGGCAACAGACUUCGCAACCAGAUCUGUGAAGUUUUGGACACAGAUCUCAUUAGGCAGCAGGCUGAGCACAGUGCUGUUGACAUCCAUGGCCUGGCCAAUUAUGUCAUCAGCACAAUGGGAAAGCUGUGUGCUCCCGUGCGCGAUGACGACAUCAGAGAGUUAAAGGCGACUGGCAACAUCGUGGAAACGCUGAGACAAAUAUUUCAUGUCCUGGACCUCAUGAAAAUGGACAUGGUCAAUUUUACAAUUAGGAGUCUUAGACCGCAUCUUCAGCGCCAGUUGGUGGAUUAUGAGCGAACCAAAUUCCAGGAGAUUUUAGAAGAAACUCCAGGUGCUCUUGAUCAAACUACAGAAUGGAUAAAAGAAUCUGUGAAUGAAGAAUUACUUUCUCUUUCUGAGACCGCUUUAACUCCUGGGGCUGAAAGUAGUUCCAAACCAAGUCUGAGCCCUACAUUGGUGCUAAAUAACAGUUACUUGAAACUAUUACAGUGGGAUUACCAGAAAAAAGAAUUACCAGAGACACUCAUGACAGAUGGAGCACGUCUUCAGGAACUGACAGAAAAACUGAAUCAAUUGAAAAUUAUUGCCUGCCUGUCCCUAAUUACCAACAACAUGGUGGGUGCUAUUACAGAAGGCCUACCUGAGCUUGCAAACAGGUUAAAAAGGAUUUCAGCUGUUCUACUUGAAGGCAUGAACAAAGAGACAUUUAACUUGAAGGAAGUCCUGAAUUCGAUUGGUGUUCAGACUUGUGUUGAGGUUAACAAGACCCUAAUGGAAAGAGGUUUAUCCACAUUAAAUGCUGAGGUUCAAGCUAAUCUUGUAGGUCAGUUUUCAGGCAUCGAAGAGGAGGAUAAUCCUAUCUCAUGCUUGAUUGAUAAACGAAUCCAGAUGUACAUGAAAAGCCUACUUUGUCUUCCAAGCCCUCAAAAAUGCAUGCCUCCCAUACCAGGAGGCCUUGCUGUCAUUCAGCAGGAGCUAGAAGUGCUGGGAUCUCAAUAUGCAAACAUUGUGAAUCUCAACAAACAAGUUUAUGGACCAUUUUAUGCCAAUAUACUUCGAAAGCUGCUCUUCAAUGAGGAAGCCAUGGGGAAGGCAGAAGCUUCAUUUCCUACAAAUUAAAGAGAAACUGACAUUGAAUAAGAGAAUUGGAAAUCUAGCACUUGGGUACCCCAUCCCUUCCCAUCGACAGCAUUACAGAUGCGGCACAUUCUCAGUACUGUCUGUCCGAGGUGCAGUGUUAGCCUGAAUCUGUGUAACUCCAGUUAUAUUAGCAUUAGAGAAGACAUUCACAUUAUAUAAACCCUACUUGUACAUCAUUUUCAUGUUCAAAAGAGACAUUUUUAAUGAACAGCCUGCAAUUUGUAAUUAAUUAUAAAUGUGUUCUUGUAAAUGUUUUCUAAAGCAUUUAUAUUUGAUUUCUUCAUUCAGUCCUCAAGGAGUUGAAUUUCCUGACUUGUCACCAUCAAAUCUAAUGUAUUUUUAACUUUGGUACAACUUCUUAAAGGGUUGUAGGUUGUAAGAAUAACCAAGGGGAUGGACAUUCUGAAUCAAUGAUGUGAAGUAAGCAUAAUUGUAUUUGAAAUGUACAAUGACAUUUUAUUAAUGUGUACUAGAAACUUACCUAUUAAGUCCUUAGAUUCCACAAGUGUACCAAAUUACCUUUUAUAACACCAGUUGUCAGUAUUUGUUUAAAAUUUAAAUAUAUUAAGUACAUUUUAAAGCUAUAAACAAAUUUUAGGUAAGACCUCCCUUGUUUGUUUAAACAAAUCCCUUCUAAAAUUUUAUUCUAGAAAUUGGUUUCUUCAUGCAACUUAACCUGCUCCUGGAGAGAAACAAUUUUUGCACAAGUAUUUAAGUGAAUGUCCUUGCAUUUCUCAGGCUAUUAAUAAAAUUUAUAUAAGAUUUUAAUAUUUUUAUGUAAGGCAGAACUAGAAUUGGUUUACUUGUAAGAAGCAGCAGGAAAGUUAACAAGAAAACGAGAUGUCUCGAGUGAAGUUCACAUCUGGAAAAAGAAACAGUUGAACUCUGGAUUUCUUAAGCAUAUAGCUUAACCAGCAAAUGCCUUUUGUACUGAUUAAAUUCUUAUCCCUUUGCGACCACAAUGCUUUUCUAAGUGUCAUUAUCUUGCCAAGCUUGAGCAGUAAUUCAGGCUUUGCAAAGCUGGGUGCUAGUUAUUGAGUUUUAAGAAACCUGCUUGUCUUGGAAUUAUGUACUACUUUUGAAAUGUUAAGGGAAGCAGUAUAGUUUGGAUGUACUCAAUCUGGAAAGUACUUUAUUUGCAUAAAAUAUAUUUUUAUUGUUUUGCUUUCUAAGGACUCAUUGAACCUUAGUAACUGAGGGUAGGGGACAAGGUUUAGGAAGUAAAAAAAUGUUCCUUUCUUCUCCAACUUCUUUUCCUUACCACUACCUCCACUAUUAUGGUGUUGCUUAAUUAUUUUAUAAAGUUCUAGGAAAUGAUUGUGUGAAUAAAUUAUCUCCAAUCUUUACAUUUGGAGGACUCUGCCAAAAUUUGAGGAAAUUCUGAAUGUCAUUUCUUUUUCUCACAGCAACCAAUGCCUAAAUCAGCCAUUCUUUCUAUUUACGAAGCUGUGUAAAUGGAAUCUUAUUGAAAAGCACAUCAUUGGUCUUAUCCAGGUUUUUUCUCUUCCAAUAUUUCUGUUAUAUCCAUAUUUUCCUAUGCUUAGAGAACAUAAGGUGCUGGAGACUUUUGCUUUCAUUUUCUCUUAAGCUGUAGUAAAGUAUGUUUUCAACUGUGCUCACUUUGGGGCAUUGGAAGUAGGAAGGGUCUGAUAAUAGGCAGGUAAUACAUAGCAUGAUUUUUUUCUUGUAUACUUAACAGGAAGACCAGGUGGUGCAUUUUUUCAUUUUCAGAUUGGAAUCUAGCUGGUAUUCUUAUAUAUAUUUGUCUAUGCUGCACUUGCCAGCAGAAAAACAAUGUGCAAAUAUUUUUAAAUGUAUUUAAAAUGAAGGGCAUUCUGUAUUUUGUUUUGUUUUGCUUUUUAAGUGGCAAAAUAAAUCUGAACAUCUCAA